AUGUUUCCACUAGGGGUCAGGAGCACAAAUUAAAGCGAACUAAUCGGAGUAAAAGAAGAAAAAGUGUUAUUGUGAUUGGCUCGUUUCAAACUGGGAGCGCCAUUCCGUUUCCUUGACUGCUGUUGUCCUGUUCUGAUGGGUGCGAGCGUUCUUGUGUGACGUUUGCCUAAUUUUGCGGACUUUUCUUCCACAUUUCUCUUCGGAUAUAUCCUUCUGCUCUAUAAUGUGUCAAGGCGAUGUACCAGCAUGAUGGAAUCUUGUCCGCUUGACCGGGAAAACCUCAACAGUUUAUGGGCAGAAAGCAGCAGCAGCAAUAGCAGCCUCCUCAGUGACUCACAGCUGACUCAGCCCAGCAGCUCGGAAGACAGAGAACACGUGAAGGUCUACCUCCGCGUCCGACCCUUCACGGCGACCGAGGCCCAGAAUGGAGAGUCGCAGGACUGCGUGUCCGUGGAGCCUCCGGACACAGUCCUGCUGAGGCCUCCCAGCGCGCCGCCGACGGCUCGCCUCAGCUCUGACAAAUGGGACAAAUCCUUCCUGCACACCGGUCAACGCUUCCGCUUCUCUCAGGUGUAUGGUCCAGACGCCACCCAGAGGGAGUUGUUCCAAGGGACGGCCAAGGAUCUGGUCCAAGAUGUUCUCCACGGAGGGAAUUCCCUGCUCUUUACUUACGGGGUCACUAACGCUGGGAAAACCUUCACGUUUUUGGGUCCGGAUGGCGACGCUGGCAUCCUGCCCAGGUCUUUGGACGCCAUCUUCAGCAGCAUGGAGGGGAAGGUCUCGACCGGGCCCAGCAUCAAACCCCAACGCUGCCGAGAGUUCGUCAGUCUGAGCGAGGAGCAGCGGGCCGAGGAGGCCGCCUUCAAGGACAACCUGCUGCGGCACUUAAAAGAGAGCGACAAGGCCGGCAGCAGCGUGGGGGGCUCCAGCGGCCCCAUGCGCCUCCAAGGCUCGUCGCUGCACCGGCAGACGGCGGAAGACCACCUGAGCCUCCAAGUGGAAGCUGACAGCAAGUUCUCCAUUUGGGUCUCCUUCUGUGAGAUCUACAAGGAGUACCUCCGCGUCCGACCCUUCACGGCGACCGAGGCCCAGAAUGGAGAGUCGCAGGACUGCGUGUCCGUGGAGCCUCCGGACACAGUCCUGCUGAGGCCUCCCAGCGCGCCGCCGACGGCUCGCCUCAGCUCUGACAAAUGGGACAAAUCCUUCCUGCACACCGGUCAACGCUUCCGCUUCUCUCAGGUGUAUGGUCCAGACGCCACCCAGAGGGAGUUGUUCCAAGGGACGGCCAAGGAUCUGGUCCAAGAUGUUCUCCACGGAGGGAAUUCCCUGCUCUUUACUUACGGGGUCACUAACGCUGGGAAAACCUUCACGUUUUUGGGUCCGGAUGGCGACGCUGGCAUCCUGCCCAGGUCUUUGGACGCCAUCUUCAGCAGCAUGGAGGGGAAGGUCUCGACCGGGCCCAGCAUCAAACCCCAACGCUGCCGAGAGUUCGUCAGUCUGAGCGAGGAGCAGCGGGCCGAGGAGGCCGCCUUCAAGGACAACCUGCUGCGGCACUUAAAAGAGAGCGACAAGGCCGGCAGCAGCGUGGGGGGCUCCAGCGGCCCCAUGCGCCUCCAAGGCUCGUCGCUGCACCGGCAGACGGCGGAAGACCACCUGAGCCUCCAAGUGGAAGCUGACAGCAAGUUCUCCAUUUGGGUCUCCUUCUGUGAGAUCUACAAGGAGAACAUCCACGACCUCCUGGAGGCCGCCCCCGGCGGGGCGGCCAGGAGGACGCCCCUGCGCUUGUCUCAGGACGUUAAGGGAAACACCUUCGUCAAAGACCUGCGCUGGGUGCAGGUGGACAGUGCCCACGAGGCCUACCAAGUCAUGAAGCUUGGCAAGAAGAACCAAAGCUUCUCCUCCACUGGGAUCAACCAGCUUUCCAGCAGGAGUCACAGCAUCUUCUCCAUCCGUAUUCUAAGGAUGAAGGAUGACCAAUCUGCCCGAGUGGUCGCUGUCAGCGAGCUGUGCCUUUGCGACCUGGCCGGCUCGGAGCGCUGCGCCAAGACUCAGAACUGGGGAGAGCGGCUCAAGGAGGCCGGAAACAUCAACACGUCGCUGCUCAUCCUGGGGAAGUGCAUCAGUGCCCUCAGGCACAACCAACACGCUAAGCUGCUGCAGCACGUCCCUUUCCGCGAGAGCAAGCUGACGCACUACCUGCAGUCCUUCUUCUGCGGCCGAGGCAAAGUGUGCAUGAUGGUCAACGUCAACCAGUGCGCGUCCACGUACGACGAGACGCUCCAAGUCCUCAAGUUCUCCGCCCUGGCACAGAAGGUGGUGCUUCUACCCAGCAGGGCCGCUCCCUUCCCACCCCGCAAGCCGCACCCCAACAAAGGCGCCAGGAAAACGCUGCGAGGGUCUCUGACUGGCUUGCAGAGCGCCCUGGAGGAUGUGCAGGAGGAUGAUGACGAUGACGAAGAAAAGACAACAGUGGAGGACACCGUCUAUGAAAGUGAGGAGGAAGACCUUGGAGAAAUCGAGGAUGAAGUCAUCAUCAGUCAAAUGACACAUCAGCAGCAGGUGGCGCUGUUGAGACGUUUUCAAAUGGCGCUGAAGCAGGAGCGAGCAGAGAGCAUGCUGGUGGAAACUCACGUCAGAGAGGACAUUAGCAGAGAGUUCAGCCAGAUCUUCGCAGACAUGCAGAACGACUUCACGGAGCGGCUGGCCAGGGAGACGCAACUCCUGGAGGAGCGAGCGGAGAAACGUCUGGAGAUAUUCAAGAUGAUGACCAACAAGAUGGCCGCCUGCAGAGAGGCUGAGGACCACGAGGCGUCAAUGUCAGCGUCCUCCUCGUCUCAGCUGGAAGACAGACCGACGUCGGAUGGGCCUACACUCCAGCGCAGUGUGAUGAAGCCGGGUGAGAGCAGUGGGGCAGAGGAGGAGAAGACGAGGCUUGCGGAUGAGCUUCAGGAGAAAUGUCGGGCUCUGCUUCAGCUGGAGAAGCGAGUGGCUGAGCUGCAGGCGGAGGCCGAGCGCACCUCGGAGGAGAACGCCUCCCUCUGCCGGGGGAAGAAGGAACUGCAGGAGGCGCUAACCGGCCUUCGUGAAGAGCGAGCCACUCAGGAGGACGCCAUCAGUGCUCUGGAGAAGAAGCUCCGAAACACAGAAGAGGCCCUGCAGGAGGUCAGCAAAUCCAGGGAGGAGGCCGACACCGCUCUGCAGGACCUGCUGCGCCGCCAGACGGAAGCGCUGGCGGCCCUGGAUGAGGCUAAGGAAGCCCGAGAGGAAGUCUGGGUGGCCCGGGAGGACCCCUGCUCGGCCCUUGACGCUUGCAAGAGAAGCAGAGAAGCGACGCCGGAGCGGCAGAGGACCAGGAAAGAGGAAGUCGGCAGGCUGCUCGACGAGGUUCCGAGGCUGACUGCUGCACUGAAGGCUUCCCAACAGCAGGUUGCCAAUGAGAUGUUGAGAGCAGAACAAGCGUCCACUCAAUUGCAAGCUGCCCAGGAGCACAUCACCGCCCUCGGCCAAGACCUCCGCGAUGCCCUCGACCAGCAGCCCAGCAAAGCUACGGCCCGAGAAAGCGCGGCGAGCGAGAGCCGAACAUCGGAUCCGCUGCCCGUCAAAGAUCUCGCCCGCGAGAAGCUCUGGUCGGAGCAGCUGCGGGAGAACGUCGGCCUACGCCAUGCGGCGCAGGAGUUCCGAGAACAGCGCCGGAUGGUCCGAGAUCUCCGAGAGCGGCUGCGCGAAGGCCAGGAAGCGUCCGACAAGCAGCUGGAGGAAGUCGGCCGUGAACUGUGCGUACAGGAAGCGUCGUGUCGGCGCCUCCGGCAGGAGCUCAGCGAGCAAGAGCUCACGACAGAGCGACUGAAGAGGGAAUUACAGGAAGCAAGUGCCGGAAGAUGUGCGGCCGAAGAGGACCUCGGCAGGGCAAACGCAGCGCUUGCGGCUCAAGUGGCGUCCUCGAAGGCAGAGGAGGAGAAGACAGCGAAGCUGCUGAAAGAUGAGGAGGUCCAGACGGAGCAGCUUCACAUGCUGGCAACUCCGAUCAAAGCGUCCCAGCCGCAGGCGGAUGGGCCGAAUGCGGACGAGCUGGAGAGCAAAUUGCAGGAGCAAGAGGCGCAGAUGGCGGCUCUGCAGAAGAAGCUGCAGGAGGCGCAGGCGCGUCGCGACGAAGACGAUGUCCAGGCGCUCCAUGAGUGUCGGCGGAGGGAGGCCGAGCGGCGCCGGGAGUUGCUGGCCGCGGCGCACGAGGCCAUCCAGCAGAAGGACGCCGAGCUGGAGAAGAGAUCCCUCGAGAUCGCCAAACUGAAGGAACUUGCCAAGCAGGACUCGGACAAAGUCCAGAGCCUGAGUGCGAAUCUGCAGAGGAAGGAAGAGGACUCUUCCGACCUCCGAGAAAAGCUGGCCGACUACAAGAAGCAGAUCCAGCAGGUCCACAAAGAUAUCUCCAGCAUGAAAGAGGAAGAGAGGCUCUUGAGACAGAAGCUGUCAGACGUGGAAAGGCUGAAGAAGCAGCUUCAGUCAGACCUCACAAACAGAGACAGAACGAUCCAACAACUCAAGGCAGAGCAGCCCGCGGAGAGCAAGUGUGCCGAGACACUGCGGCUGUACCAUGAAGCUCAUCAAGAGCUGGAGGCCAAACAGCGGCUGGUGGACGAUAUGCGCUCGGCUCUCGCCGAGCAGGAGGAGACGCAGGAGCAGAUGGAGCGCAUGCUGGAUGACAAACUCCACCUUAUCCAGGAGCUCAAUAACGAGGUGGACAAAGUGAAGGAGAUGUUGAGAAAACAAAACGCCGGCCACGCGAGCCAAUGCGCCGAGGCCUUGUCACGUGACCUCCAGCUGGCCAAAGAAGAAGCCAUGAGCGCUCACCAGAACAUCACGCUGUUUGAGGAGAAGCACCUGACGGAACGUCAAAAGUGGCAGGAGGAGAAGAUGGCGCUGAUUGGUCAAAUCAAGGAGGCGGAGGACAAGCGCAACCAGGAAAUGAAGAAGUUUGCGGAGGACCGAGAGCGCUACCUGGCCCGGCAGGCUGAGCUGGUGAGCUACCCUGGUCUUAAAUCGGCAUGGUCAAGAGUCGUCAUGUCGCCGCCAGAGGCUGGCGGCGGCGUGGCGGAGACGGAAAGUCACGCGACAUCGCUCAAAGAGGACAGCGAGCUUGCGGGUGGCCGACUGGAUGACGCUGACGCUAAGGGAUCGUCGGGGUGCCCGUCCGUGCUGGAAUCGUCGGAGAUCUCCACGGAGAACGGGCGCGCCAGCCGCUUCCCGCAGCCCGAGAUGGAGAUUUCCUUCAGCCCGCUGCAGCCCGACCGCAUGGCGCUGCGGCGCCGGGGCGACCCGAGCGCCGUCACCGUCAAGAUCACACGUUCGAACCGCAAGAGGAAGAGCGCCGACAUGGACAAGAACACUGUAUUUUCGUGUUUGGAUUUUUUUUUCCACAUAGCUUUUAAACAACUCUCACUUGCUUCCCCCCCCCCCCCCCCCCCCCCCCCCCAAAUGGUCACUUUUUACAAACGUCCGACAAAUCAACCCCAGCAGGAUGAAGUGGAGGCAGAGAAUCGAAGAAACGCUAAAGUGACGCCGACACUGAGCGAGCACCAAGAGGAGCAGUCCCGUUCGUUGGCGCCCUCUGGCUCCCGCAUGGCCCGCACUCGGAAAGACGCAACGCUGCAGAAGAUCGGCGAUUUCUUGCAAAGUUCGCCCACCCUCAUCGGUUCCAAAGCCAAGAAGAUGAUGGGCCUGGUGAGCGCCUCGUCGUCCUCUUCCUCCAUUGGCCUGAGAAGCAAGAAGAGCAAAAGGAAGUUGUUCAGCGCCGACAUCUCCUCCCCCAUGGCCGUCCCCGCGCACCCGAUGGUCGGUACCAGCCUGGUGACUCAGGACAAACAAAGCGAUCAUCUCAUCAUCAAAAGACGACUUCGCUCCAGAAUUGGCAACUAACACACACACAUGCACACGUUUGUAUACUUGUUCAUGUUCUGUUUGUGUGCGUCAAGCCACCAUAAUGCCAUUGUUUGCGCUUGACCAAGUUGCGCCCCAUGUUGUCGGUCUUGCCUCGCUCGCCACAAGGACUGCUGGCGUGCUAGCCAUCCGGAGGAGCGCGGCGACGUUCGUACCACCGGGUGCGCACAUGUCUUGCUGUCUUUCUGCUAAGCUAGGCUAAGCUAAUGUUGCAACGAGAGGAACCUCAUGGAGGGCAUUUCGAUUUGAUCACUGUCUGACCGUUGACGCUAACUAGCCCGUUCACUUUAUUUCAUUGUUGAUGUGCAAUUUGACUCGUUGUUUGAGCGCUAAACGAUGCUAACUCAUUAGCGGUUUUGGUUUUCAUGGCAUCACUGGAUGGUUGUGCACUUUAAACACUUCCGGUUUGUCUUUGAAGAACGCUUGGUUUGAGGAUUAAAAUGUUCGGAUGGUUUAAAAUUCA
Molecule: messenger RNA, 6397 nt
Organism: Hippocampus comes (tiger tail seahorse)
Lineage: Eukaryota; Metazoa; Chordata; Actinopteri; Syngnathiformes; Syngnathidae
Product: kinesin-like protein KIF20B
Biological process (GO): microtubule-based movement; spindle elongation; mitotic spindle assembly
Cellular component (GO): nucleus; mitotic spindle; spindle microtubule
Molecular function (GO): plus-end-directed microtubule motor activity; microtubule binding; ATP binding
Source: RefSeq, a predicted model, not a curated record